GCGUCUUCCUCCUUCCUCCUUCCUGAAGGGAACGGCGCUGAGGCAAAGCUAACAGUUAGCCAUGUCAGCUGUUGAGGAGCCCUCCAAUGAAGCCGCGGAGGUUAAGGAGCACAAAGAGUUAGAAGGAGAGACAGAGGAGCAGUUCGGGGAGAGUUAUGGCGCCGACCCAACCCGAUACACUUUUUACAGAGACAGGAAGGAGUGGGCUGAUCUGGAGCCUGUUCCACAGGAUGAUGGACCAAACCCCGUGGUCAAGAUCGCUUACUCUGAGAAGUUUGCUGAUGUUUACGACUAUUUCCGUGCGCUCCUAAAGAAGGAUGAAAGGAGUGAGAGGGCUUUCGCUCUGACGGCGGACGCCAUCGAGCUAAAUGCUGCUAAUUACACCGUAUGGCACUACAGGCGAGUGCUGCUUCAAGCUCUGUCAAAGGACCUGAGGGAGGAGAUGAAAUAUAUUACCAACAUCAUCGAGGAGCAACCCAAGAACUACCAAGUCUGGCAUCACAGACGUGUGGUGGUGGAGUGGCUGAACGACCCCUCAGAGGAGCUGGAGUUUAUCGCAGACAUUCUCAGCCAAGAUGCCAAGAACUACCAUGCGUGGCAGCACAGACAGUGGGUCAUCCAGGAGUACAAACUGUGGGACAGAGAGCUGGAGUUUGUGGAGAGUCUUUUGGAGGAGGACGUGAGGAAUAAUUCUGCGUGGAACCAGAGGCACUUUGUUAUUUCCCACACCACAGGCUUCUCUGAUCCGGCUGUCGUCCAGAGAGAGAUUCAGUAUUGUCUGAACCAGAUCAGGAAGGCUCCUCACAAUGAGAGCGCGUGGAACUACUUGAAAGGGAUGCUGCAAGACAGAGGCCUCUCAUCUCAGCCGGGCCUGCUGGAAAAUGUCCUGGAGCUGAAGGAGACGCACUGCUCCCCUCAUCUCCUGGCUUUUCUCUUCGAUUGCUAUGAAGACGCGUUGGAGUCCAGCUUCCAGAAGGAAAAUACCAACCAGGAACAAAAGGAAACGUUAAAAAAGGCUUUAGAAAUCUGUGAGCUUCUGGCCCAGGUGAAGGACACCAUUCGUAAGGAGUACUGGCAGUUUUUGGGACGUUCAGUGAAAAACAAAUACGGAGGAGACGUUCCUUCGAAUGAGGGCGAGGCGGCCAAGCAGUCAGCUCCAGUGUCCGAGGGCCAGGAGACCAGCUAGGGCUGCGGGGGACCUCCCCUCCAUGCUCCAUCAACAUUAACCAACCCAAGGAGUUUGAUGUCUCGCUAGCAUUCUGUAAACUGCUAGCGUUGAAGAACUAUAAGCAUAAGGUCACUUAGAAGAUUGUACUCAGUAUGCAUAAAAACUCCUUGCUGUUGCUAAUUUCAUCUAAAACAAUUUACGCAAGUACAGUUAUUAUUGUUAUUUUUUUAUGUCAUUAAUGUGUGAAAGGACACUUGCUUUUGUUUACUUGCACAAGAGCGUCCAGAUUACAGCCUUGUGGUUUGAUAAGUGAGACACUGGCUAAAAAGGUGAAAAGGACUUAAUUUGACGGCUUGUUUGCAUGCAAGCUCACUUUUGACAAAGUUGGAGAAAGUCUUUGGAUUGUUGGCGAGUAUGGCUGGUAGGAUUAAUCAUGUGCAUCUGUUUAAAAGUACUUUAAAUUCUUAUACUGACAAUUGUUAGCGGGACCUUUUUUCUUUCUGUGACAAUAAAUCAGCUGAGAGAUAAAA
Molecule: messenger RNA, 1698 nt
Organism: Fundulus heteroclitus (mummichog)
Lineage: Eukaryota; Metazoa; Chordata; Actinopteri; Cyprinodontiformes; Fundulidae
Gene: fnta
Product: farnesyltransferase, CAAX box, alpha
Exons: 9
Coding region: 62-1186 (374 amino acids)
Biological process (GO): protein farnesylation; protein geranylgeranylation
Cellular component (GO): cytoplasm; CAAX-protein geranylgeranyltransferase complex; protein farnesyltransferase complex
Molecular function (GO): protein farnesyltransferase activity; CAAX-protein geranylgeranyltransferase activity
Source: RefSeq, a predicted model, not a curated record